Molecule: messenger RNA, 1107 nt
Organism: Lachancea meyersii CBS 8951
Lineage: Eukaryota; Fungi; Ascomycota; Saccharomycetes; Saccharomycetales; Saccharomycetaceae
Source: the annotation of a GenBank genome assembly
AUGAGCAGUGAAGAACCAGUUUUGGGUGUUAGCUCCACCGAGGAUGAAUCUGUCAGAAAUCUUGCAGAAAGAGCGGUAAAACAGGCAGAAGGACCAACCACUCAUGUAGAGAGACAACGCAAACGUAUAGACAUGGGAAAUUCGGACGACGAAGACGACAUUGACACAAAUCAGAGAUUAGACUCGCAGCGCAUCAUCAGCAGUAAGGCCCUAGAGGAUGUGGGGAUCGACCAAAGCGCAAGAAGACGUCAAGAGCUAGAAGACCGUUUAGAUCGGUUGUUAAAAAAACCCAAAUCUCGCAGAACCAGAAGAGAUGAGGACGACUUGGAACAAUUUUUGGACGAGCGGAUUUUGAGACUUAAGGACGAAAUGAACGUUGCUGCUCAGAAGGACAUCGAGACCCUAAACCGCAGAUUAGAGGGGAUUGAUGAGACCGCCGUGGCGAUGGAAAAAGUGAAACUACUGCCCAAAGUGGUGAGCACCUUGUCUAAGGCACAUUUGGCAGACACCAUAUUGGACAACAACCUUCUCCAAAGCGUUCGCAUUUGGCUGGAACCACUGCCAGACGGAUCUCUGCCCUCGUUUGAAAUACAGAAGUCUCUUUUCGCAGCUUUAGAAACACUUCCUAUCAAGACAGAUCAUUUAAAGGAGAGUGGACUGGGUAAAGUGGUAAUAUUCUACACCAAGUCGAAGAGAGUAGAGGCCAAGCUAGCGCGUUUGGCAGAUAGGUUGGUUGCAGAAUGGACCAGACCGAUCAUCGGUGCCUCUGACAACUACCGUGACAAGCGGGUAAUGAAACUAGAGUUCGAUGUGGAACAACAUAGAAAGAAGGCUAUGCUGGACAGUGCCAAAAGCAAGAAAUUAAAGAAGAGAAGAUCUGAAGACGACACGAAGGGCAAGUCGCCAUACGAACUGGCCGCGGCAAGAAGAAACAGGGCCGCAGCGCCAUCACAGACCACGACGGACUACAAGUAUGCGCCGGUCAGCAAUUUGAGCUCGGUUUCGACCACUGCUCGGGCUUCUGGUGUUGGAUCGUCUUUGAACAAUAGUGAGAUGUACAAGAGAUUGAACUCGCGGCUCACCAAGAAAGGUAAGAGGAGUAAGUAA